UGUCAAUCAUCUGUUGAUUUUAGUGAACAAAUCGCCAGCCGUUUGAUUGAGGUCUAAGUAGUCUACCGCACGAAAUGAUGCUCUUAUAGUACAACUAAGUAGUCCCUAUUAGGAUCAGGGGUUGCACCGUUUCCAGGCAUGGGAGAAGUAAACGCGGAAGAUGUUCUGUCCCAUUUGAAAGCUGUUUUCGAAGCUUGUGACCAAAAUGGCGACGGUUUUGUGAAGACGCAGGAUCUUCUAAGCCUCGGCCAAGAACACGCUAGUGUUGGAUUUGAGGAGAUAAAAAUUCUGAUCGAAAAGCUCGAUCCUGAAGGGUUUGGGCAGAUAAGCUUUGAUGGGUUUUGUAAAGGAAUACACGAUUUUUUAGGGGCCAAUGGUGAUGUCAAUAAUGUAAAUGAAAAAAAUUCGCACAAGUUAGUGGAAGAUGAUUCUUUCCCAAGACUGACAAUAUCUGUGGUGGAAAACGACCAACAGGAAGAUAGCUGCUGCGAGAGAGACAGUACUUACAGUACAGCAUCCACAAAUGAGUAUAAUGGUGACGACGAUGACAAUUUCCAAGAUGAGCCGCAACCUUCAAAGUUCAGUCGUAAUCAAAAACAAUACUCUACGUUCCCACCCCCCACAGGACCUCGGUUAAAACACCGUGCAACUUUACCAGCCAUGAAUGUUGAUAUGUAUAGUGAUAGACAUUCACACUCAGAUACCAGUGAGUAUCAGUCUGAAGAAGGAUUUGAAGGAUUUGGAGAAAGCUUCAGUGAGGAUACAGCAUUUGAAGAUACUCCAACUUUACAAAGGGACCAUCCAUAUUCUGAACGCAUCCUAAGAAAAAGAUCAUCAGCUGCAGCAGCUGCAUUUUCAAGCCAUCAUAUGCAUCUUUAUAAAUGUCACUCGGAAAAUCCCAGUAGACAUAACAGUUUUGAUGACCUGAUGGUUGAUCGAGCACUGUCAGAUAGUGAGGCAGGGACUUCAAUGUUUCUUCUAACAGAGUUAAAAAGACUGUCUUCACAAGUGUCAUUAUUACAAGAAGACCAUGCAAUGCAAACAGAUAAACAGAAUAAAUUUAGAGAAGAAAACAAAUUAUUAUGUACAAGAAUAAAUGCAUUAGAAGAACAACUUGAGACUCAAAAAGUUUCAACAGGGAAGCAAGUAGAAGAAGAAAGUUUGAGAUAUAAAACAGCUUUGAUCAAAUUAGAGAGAGAAAAUGAACAAACGUUAGAAACACUUAACAGAAAAUUACUUCAAGCUGAAGAGGAAAUAGAACUUCUUAAAAAAGUGGAGCCUAUGUUAAGAAGAGAACUUGAUUUAUGUCAUGAGGAUAAAAGAAGGCUUCUAAAACAAAUAGAUAGCCUUGAACUUCAACUUCAAAUUAAAACAGAUGAAGUCACUGAGCUGAAAGGGAAGCUAGAUGCUGAAAGUAAGGGACGACUAGAAGAUCACCAUGAACAUGACCAGGAGCUUGCACUAGUCUCUGAGCAACUUUCAGUACUGGAAAAGUAUAAGCAGGACGUAGAUCACAAAUUGAAAGACUUUCAAAAUAUGGAACAGCAGAAGACAGACUUAGAAAGACAUAUUCAGUCACUGAUAAAGGAGAAUUUGAGCUUGAAAAAUUCAAAAGAAGAGCUCAAUGUACAAUUACAACAGGAUGGGUUCUUUGGUGCUGAACAGAAAGGAUCAUUGGCUGAUGAACUUGUCACAGCUGACAAAGAAAAAAUCAUCAACGCUCUUAGAGAUCAAGAGGAAGAAAACAGAAGGCUAAGAGGUUAUCUGGACGGAUUAUUGAUGAUGAUCAUGGAACAUAAUCCUGCCCUCCUUGAACUGCGAUAAGGCUUCCUGGCACCUAGUUUAAAGCAUACGUAUCAUUUGUCAUUGUUAACAGAUACACAGUACCAUGCACAUUGUGGCAAAAUAGAUGUUGAAUUUUAUAUUUGUAUGACAAGGGUUGAAAGGUAAUAAUUAUGAACAAUUUUAUGAAAGACCUGACACCUUAGUGUUAGUCUAUUAUGAGUGUAUUUAUAUCCAGAGAGCAAAGUCUAUUUUUAUCUUUCUCAAGUCAUGUCUGACAGGCGUGGCUACACAAAGUGGCCAUGCAAUCUUUUGGACUUGGCCUUCUUUGCAUUCAAGAAAGAACCAGAAACUAGAAGCACUUUUUAUUUAUGUGGCUAACUUGUUUAUUUUGGUGGAAUAUCAUUCAGAGAAACAGAAUCCUGUAUUCCUGUUUUCUUGCAUAACAUCAAUGCAGAGCAUUUGCCUCAAAAAGAAUCACUCGCACACCUUGAAAAGGAGGGAAAGUGAUGUUUGAAGACAAUUUUGAUUGAGGGAGACCCUGAAUAUAAAAGACUGCAUUUUUGAGUCACUGUGGAUAUCUGUGCCAUGUAAGACUGUACAAAUAUGCAAGGAAAGAAAAACUUUAAAGAGUGAUGACUGCUCACAAGUUUCCCGAAAUUGUGAGUGACUGAU
This is a messenger RNA of Pocillopora verrucosa, 2457 nucleotides long. RefSeq names its product rab11 family-interacting protein 4. Gene Ontology annotation, biological process: regulation of cytokinesis; endocytic recycling. The record is from RefSeq and is a predicted model, not a curated record. Gene Ontology annotation, molecular function: calcium ion binding. Gene Ontology annotation, cellular component: midbody; cleavage furrow; endocytic vesicle. NCBI's taxonomy places the organism in Eukaryota, Metazoa, Cnidaria, Anthozoa, Scleractinia, Pocilloporidae.